This is a messenger RNA of Arxiozyma heterogenica, 2649 nucleotides long. It is a transcript of the gene STO1, whose product is annotated as Sto1p. The transcript has a single exon. Gene Ontology annotation, molecular function: RNA cap binding; protein binding; mRNA binding. Bases 1 to 2649 code for a protein of 882 amino acids. NCBI's taxonomy places the organism in Eukaryota, Fungi, Ascomycota, Saccharomycetes, Saccharomycetales, Saccharomycetaceae. The record is from RefSeq and is a predicted model, not a curated record. Gene Ontology annotation, cellular component: nucleus; nuclear cap binding complex. Gene Ontology annotation, biological process: nuclear-transcribed mRNA catabolic process, nonsense-mediated decay; mRNA export from nucleus.
AUGAGCGGAAGAAAGAGAAGAAAUAAUUUUGAUAAUGAUGACGAGGAUGAUUACUAUCAACAUGAAUUCAGACCUCGUAUGCAAAAAAGACAAAGAAUUCCACCUGUGGUUCAGUUAUGUAAAGAAAUGAUGCCAGAUAUCACCACUAUUGGAGAAUCCAAAAAAGCUUUCGAGGAAGAUAUCAAACUAUUGAGUGAAGCUAUUGUAAAUGAAUUUGGUCAUGAUGAAUAUUUUAACAAUGCUCUUUUAAGUACUUUAAGAGCAGUGAUUUUAGAACAACCUCAUAAACAACCUGCAAUUGCACUACUAACCAUUACUGUCAAUUCUCAAAAUGAAGUGACUGGGAAAAACAUUAUUAAUUUUUUCUUUGAAGAAUUACAAAACACAUGUAACGAUACUGUAAAAAUCAGUGAGUUAAAAUUGGAAUCUAACAAUACAGGUCCUUGGAAUAGAAUAAAAUUAUUAUUAAGAUUUUUGUCUUUACUAUCCCCAAUUCUUCUAAACGAUGAUAUAAUCAAUAUCUACACCCAAUUACUCAAUCUUGCAGUGGAAUUAAAUAAUUUAGAUUCAGAAAAAAGAAAUCCAUUAGCAGAAGCUAUCUAUACUAAUACAUUAGUUGAUGUUCCAUAUCUAUUUUACUUCAAUAAGUCCGAUAAAGAUCUACAGAACAAAGUUGAUCAAUUAAUUACUACUGUUGAAGCCUCAUUCAAGAUUAAGCACACAACACUUCAAUUAUUAAGUCAAUAUAACACAUCAGUUGUUCCAUAUGAAACUAUAGAAUUACCACAAGUUUCUUUGUCCAAUGUGAAAAAGAUUCUGGCUAAUAAUAUGGAGCAGUUGGAACAAUUAUUUAUCAAUUGGAAUCAUCUCUUACCAGAGACUCUAAAUGGUGACCAAGGAUUCAAUGACGCUUUAAAAUUACCGACCUGUGAAGAUUUAAAACUAUUUAGCUUCUUUAAUACAUGUGAAAAUGCCGGUUCUGUUGACGGCAUGUGGAAAACGCCUUAUUAUAUUUUCAAAAUAUACCUUCCUCAAUCAACUGGUGAUUUUGAUACUGUAGUUCCAAUAAAUACAUAUGCAGGCCAGUUAUUUAGAGACAUUUUUAUUGAUAUUGUUCAAAGCUUAGAAUUCAAUAGAAGAGAAGUGGCAAAGCAAAUUGUUAUGAUAGACCUAUUUUUUAAGGAAAAAUUCUUUGCUGAACAAGGUAUAUCUAUUGCCGACUUAAUCGAAACUUACGAAGAAGAUCCUUUGGCUAGUACUUAUAAGAUUGAGGACAAUGUUAUAGAAACUAUAUUAAGCUUAGUCUUCAAACUACCAACUGUAUCCCAACCAUUUGCCUAUUUCUAUACAUUGUUAGUUGACAUUUGUCAAAAUUCACCUAAAGCUAUUGCCCCAGUUUUCGGUAGAGCGUUCAGAUUCUUCUAUAACAAUAUAGACAAUCUUGAUUUCGAAUUAAAUUUAAGAUUUUUAGAUUGGUUCUCAAUUCAAAUGAGCAACUUCAAUUUUUCGUGGAAAUGGAAUGAAUGGGAAAAUGAUUCCAAAAGAUUCAGUUCUUCAAUUUAUAAUCCAAAAAUUGUUUUUAUUAAAAACUUGAUAAGAAAAGAAUUGAGAUUGACUUCCACUCCAAAUGAGGUCAAUUCUAGCCUACCUGAUGAAUUUAAGCAAUAUAUGAAUACUUCUUAUUUUUCUUCUGACAUAUUAUGUACAAUUUAUCAGUCAUACUUUGUUAAUGAGAAAUUACAAAUAACUUUCGAAGAUACGAAAUCCAAUGAUUUGAUAUUCAAAAAUGAAAAAUUUCCAUUUGCUAGUAUUGUAUCUGAAUUACUGGAUUAUAUUCAUAAACAAAAUGAUGUCAGAGAUGUUAAUGAAUUAGAAACUAUAAUAGCCAAAUUUAACGAAGGCACCGACCCAUUAUCUAAUCACAUUACAGAUUUUAACAAGUUCAUCGUAUUCCUGCUUACUCAAUGUGUCGUUCAUUGUGGUAGUAGAUCUUUAUCUCAUGCUAAUAAAUAUAUUAGUGAUUUGUACGAAGAAUUGAAAACAGUUUGGGAUAAAUUGGAUAUUCCACAGGAUAUAAGAGAAGCCACAAUUAUUGAAGCUGUCUUAACUUACUGGAACUCCAACUCACAAAAUGGUUAUUUGAUUGUAGAUGCAUUUAAAUUUGUAGGAAUGGUUAGUGCUAAGGCUAUAUAUGAAUUCUGCUUUAAAGAUUGGAAUGGAAAAGUGUAUGGUUUAAUGGAUGUUACUAGCAUUGAUGCUAUUUUCAGAACUUUGUCUAACCAAGUUAAAAUAAUCAAAUCUGAAGAAUCUAUCGAAUCUGGUGUAGAAGACUUUGAAACCGUAUUUGAAAAAUUAUGCAUUAUUAUCAAUGAUGCUAUAGUGAAUUUAAACGUUUCUAAUGAAGACACCAUAAAUAUUCCAGAGAUCAAUGAUACUACAGAAUUAACCAAUUUAGAAGAAUUACAAAGAUUAGAUAUGUUAUGGAAAUACUCCACUGCUGUUAGCUUUGCAAAAAGUUUACUAAGAAAAUAUGCUACUCAAUAUAGACAAUUAUCUGAAAAAUUGUUAACUGGUAUGAAUGCUGCAAUUCCACAUGCUCCAACCAGAAAUGUUCUAUCCACCUGGAUAAAAGAAGUUGAAGAAUUGUAA